UGAAGAAUAACCUAGUCUGCUCAAAUUUCGCAGAGCUCUGUCAUAACACUGACUAGGUUGCAAACCGUUAAGCCUCACUCAGAGCUCACCGACCUCUAGAUGCUCCUUGACUAGAUCUCCCCUGCGAUUGGCCAUUUCUCCAUACUCCGUACCGAAGAGAAAAAAGUGUUCCGGCGGUGCUGGUUGUUACACUAGCGUCCAUUGGGCUGAUCCUCUUAACUCCACCAAACCUUUCUGUUGCUUUUGGACUUCUAAGGUCCUCCUCUUAGGCUUGUUCUGGACCAUCUUCUGGACCAUCUUCUGUGAUUUGCGCCUGUCCAGUUACAGCAAAACUUCCUCUUCCUUCAUACCUAUCGCCUAUCAUGGCUGACGACGAACGCCGUGCCAAACGCUCUCGCUUCGAUCAGACGGAGCCUGAGCCGCGACGAGCUUCACGAUUUGACCGUCGCUCUCGGUCUCCUUCUUCGCGACAGCCAGAAUCCACUCGCACCCGCAGUCCUCUCAGUCGUGAACCCUUCAGCCCUGGCGCCGACGAUUCGAGGAAAUCAGGCUCUGUAGAUCCCGCAGCUGCAGCAGCUGCUGCAGCGGCCAAGAUCAACGCCCAGUUGCAAGCCAAGAAAGGAAUUCAGCACGUCGAUGUCCCUCCCAUACGUUCGACUGUCAGUCCCGCACCGAAUGCCGCUUCGCCCUCCUCCGCCUCGGACUCGAAGAAGUUGAAUCCCGAAAUCUACGUUGCUGACGGCGAUUACAUCAAAGACAUUGAAAUCAAUGACUUGCGCAACCGCUACACGUUGACCAAGGGUUCCACCCAAAAGAUGAUUAAAGACCAAACUGGCGCCGAUGUCACUACCCGAGGAAGCUAUUACCCCGACAAGAGCAUGGCCACUGCCGCGAACCCACCCCUGUACCUCCACGUAACGAGCACGAGCAAAGAAGGCCUCGAAAAGGCUGUGGCCCUGAUCGACGACCUGAUGCAGAAGGAGCUACCGAAUCUCGUUGACGAGAGACGAUUCCGCCGGCGCGAGCCAGAUCCAGUUGAGCGUGAUGAAUACGGCCGUCGUAAAUGGCCCGAGGAACGGAUUCCGGUUGAUCUGGAACCGAUCCCUGGAUUCAAUCUCCGAGCCCAAGUUGUCGGACAAGGCGGUGCAUAUGUGAAGCACAUUCAACAGAAGACUCGUUGCAAGGUGCAGAUCAAGGGUCGUGGCUCCGGUUUCUUGGAACCAAGCACCGGCAGGGAAAGUGAUGAGCCCAUGUUCUUGCACGUAGCUGGCCCCGACCCAAACGAUGUCCAGGCUGCCAAGGAACUCUGUGAGGAUCUUCUCGCCAAUGUCAGGGAACAAUAUCAGCGCUUCAAGGAGAAUCCGCCUCAGCACAGCUACGGCGGAUAUGGUCAACGCGGCGGUGAUCGUUACUAUGGAGGCGGUUACGGCGCUGGUUACUCUAGCCAGCAUAACCAGCAACACUCCAACUCGCCCUCUGCCACGGCUAGUCCUGCACAGGCUGUGUCAGGAACGUCGGGUGCCGCUGGUGCCGGAAGCCCGGCUGACUAUAGCGCACAGUACGCGCAAUAUUACGGAGCUGACCCCUAUGCGGCCUACGGUGGCUACCAGAACUACGUAGCAUACUACCAGUACUACCAACAGGCGGCCCAACAACAGCAGCAACAGCAGUCUUCCCAGUCCCAGAGUCCUGCCCCUCCACCACCACCUCCAGCUAGCGAGGCCCCACCCCCGCCACCUCCUGGCUCUGGCUCUCCCCCUCCGCCGCCUCCUGGCGGUGGCACCUACAGUGCUGUUCCACCACCUCCCGGUCUUUAGAAAUGUUAUGUCAUGGUUCCCAAGGACAUUCGCCUGGCAUAACGGAGCAGUGACAGUUGAGUCGAACGCUCGAAGGGAAAAUCCUUUAUUUUAUGGGUCGAGCUGAUUGUCGAAGAAUAAUUUUCAAAGUUCCCAUCGCGUUUCUUAAAUAAUGUCUUUUGGCAGUCAAUUAAUUGAGUGUGGUUGGCCUUCGGGACUUGUAGAUUAUUACUGGGAUUUUGUCAAUCUAUGCUCAAUCCCAGACCUCGGUUGGAGAUCCGCAACAUGCUGAUUAGUUGAUAGCAAACUUCUAAGACUCUGGUAUUUUAUGAGAAAACAAAAGACCUGUCAAAGAACAGCUU
Molecule: messenger RNA, 2158 nt
Organism: Aspergillus novofumigatus IBT 16806
Lineage: Eukaryota; Fungi; Ascomycota; Eurotiomycetes; Eurotiales; Aspergillaceae
Product: KH domain-containing protein
Exons: 9
Coding region: 363-1817 (484 amino acids)
Cellular component (GO): nucleus
Molecular function (GO): RNA binding
Source: RefSeq, a predicted model, not a curated record